Messenger RNA from Rhizophagus irregularis DAOM 181602=DAOM 197198, 1710 nucleotides. NCBI's taxonomy places the organism in Eukaryota, Fungi, Glomeromycota, Glomeromycetes, Glomerales, Glomeraceae. The record is from RefSeq and is a predicted model, not a curated record.
AUGAAUCAUACAUUUUCAUUUGCAAAUAAGAUCAAUAAUAAUGAUAAUAAAAGUAAAAGUUCGUUAGCUGUAAUAGCAAGAGAAGAUGAAGAAAAUAUAAUUUUAGAAAAAAUUAUGGACAAAAAAAUUAUGUUUUUAUAUUUAAAAUCAGAAUCAGAACCUGAUUGGAAGUUUUUGAAAGAUAAGCUUAAACUAGAAUAUGGAUGUACUGAAACUUUAGGAAAAGCUAAUAAGAGAGCUUUUACAAUAGUGAGUUGCGAAAUGAAUGAAAUCAUUGAUGGAUAUGAAAAUAAUAUAAUUCAAAUUGAUUUGGAAGAAAAUAAGAUUAUAAAGAAUGAUUUUCUUUUAAUCGCAGAUAUUGAUAUUCCAAAUUUUACAAAAUUGGGAGUAUCAAUCAAAAGUUCAGAUAUAAAAAAUUCUAAUAUUAUAACUAGUUUAACUUAUAACAUUAUUGAAUACAAAAAAGUGUCUUUAAAAUUUAAAUUAGAACCAACUACUGAGUUCAUUAAAGCAGUUAAAGAUGUAAUAGAUUCUAAAGAUCCUAGAAAAUUUAAGGAUGUCAUAAAUGAUUUUGGUCAAUUUAUUCCAAAAGAAGUUGUUUUAGGUAGUGGAAAAGCAUAUUUCAUUGCAAGAGAAAAUUCUGAAGAUUAUGCUGGUGAAUAUACUAAAAAUAUAGAAAAACUAUUUAGUUCUAACAGCUUUAAUGAGUCAGAUUGGAUUGAAACUUUAAAUGAUUAUAAAUAUUGGAGUUGCAUAAAAUUAAAAGAUCCAGUUAAUAUUUUUCAACUUAUAUCUAAAAAUUUACGUAAACGAAUCUUAUCAUUUGUUGGAAAAAAAAUUCUUUUUACAAGUAUUGAAGAAUAUUCUUAUAAAAUGCCUGAAUCUGGAAGUAAGUUGAUAAACAUUCCAGAAAAUAUUUUAGAAAUUCUUCAAAAUAAAGAAGCUAAUUGUAACAUCUUUGCAACAGUUAUUGAUAAAAAAGAAAAGGAUGUUUUUAGUUAUCAAAUAAUUUGGCCACCAAAUGAAGAUCCAAGACUUAUAAUUCAUUGUAUUCAAAAAAAGUUUAGAAAGCGUGAAUGUAAAUUGAAAAUUAAGUGGAUGAUUGUUGGUUAUGAUACAAAUUUUGAUUUUAAUCAUUCAGAUUUUAACACCAAAUUGAAAGUUCUAAAAAAUGAUUUUAAUGCAUUAAAUUGCCAAGCUAUAUCUGAAUCAUUAGAUUUGGAAUAUAAUCCAUCAAUUCUUUGUUUUGGAAUUCCAGUAUUAAGCAAUUUGGAUUCUUCAAACAAUUCUUUAGUUAUUGGACAUCACUUUAUUAAUGAUAGAGAAAAUAGAAAAGUUGGAUCAUAUAUAUUUUCUUAUUGUUUAGAAAAAAAUCAUUAUGUUAACUUACCUAAUUUUACAUUUUAUACACUUAUCUCAAAAUAUCCCAAUUCUGAUAAUUAUGGAAUUUCAACCUUCCAACAUACUAGUAAGACAAAAAAACUGCUCAACUUUAUUAAAUUCAAUUCUCUAGAAUCAAAACCAAAAUUUUUUAGUUUGUAUUCUGCAGCAAACAAUUAUGGUCCAAUUUUCUUAAAACAAAAAGCUAGCGAAAUUAAAGUUAAAUACAUUAAUGUUAAUUGUAAUCAAGAUAAUUGUAUUUGUAAAAGAUUAAUGAAAUUAGAAAAUAGUUUGAAAUAUGCAUUCUUUGAUCCAAAGAAUUCGAAUUAA